This is a messenger RNA of Nelumbo nucifera (sacred lotus), 1423 nucleotides long. Its product is annotated as protein SRC2 homolog. Gene Ontology annotation, biological process: defense response. Lineage: Eukaryota; Viridiplantae; Streptophyta; Magnoliopsida; Proteales; Nelumbonaceae. The record is from RefSeq and is a predicted model, not a curated record.
GCGCAAGACUAGACGUGCUACUAUUGCCAUUGCUUGUUUACUGGGAAGGUUAAGUCUCGAGUCAGAGUCGUCAAGUCUGAGUUCUUGUUACUUUCGAGUUUCGAGACUUCAUUGACGUGACGUGAUGAGAUGACGAUGACGUUCUCUUUUGAUUUUGAAGGGGUCAAUGGAAAUUGUUGAUGCGCACUACGCACUACGCACACCGGGCACGCGUCUUCUUGUUAGUUGUUAAGACGCGGGUGGAAGUAUGGAACGGCGUCCAAAGCAAAAUUGGAUGUUUCCUCCUCGGUUCUCAUUUUUUUUUCCUUUCGUAUCUCCGAUUUCCAGACAUUGAGGUCAGCUGCUAAUGGAAUCCUGUAACCUCCAACUCAAAGUGGUCUCCUGCAGACAUCUGAAGGCCUUCAAUUUCUUCCAGAAGCUUUCCGUCUACGCUGUCGUCUCGAUCGUCAGCGAUGAAUCACAGCAAAAUCAACCACUUCAGCCGCAGAAGCAGAGAACACCAAUCGACAGAAAUGGAGACGGAAACCCCGAAUGGAAUCACGAGAUGGAAUUCGAUCUGAAACAUAUCUCCUUUCUUGAUUGCGAUCACGUCUUUAUCGAUUUUGAUUUGCGCUGCGACGGUAUCAUCUUCGGAGAUAAGAGCAUCGGAGAGGUUCGUGUCCCGUUCAAACAUCUGGUGGAUGAGUUUGAUGGAUCCGUUAGGUUCGCCAGUUAUCAGGUCCGGUCUGCCGAUGGAAAACCAAAUGGAGUUUUGAAUUUCUCUUAUAAACUGAAUGAUAAAGGGAAGAAGUAUCCGGCAAGCGAGAACGAGAACGGUGGCUUUCCGGUGCCGUCAGUUGAGGCUCACUAUCCAUCGCCUCACAUCAAUAACCUCGCACCGGCAAUUCAUUAUCCGUACCCGGACAUACAUUAUGUACCACCGCCGGCAACCGGAAUUUAUUAUCAGGCCCCAGCGGAGGUUUAUUAUCCGGUCCCAGCACCACCCCCGCCACCUCCUCCGAUUGCGCAAGUGGCAUAUUAUCCCCCUCCGCCGCUGACGUCGAUGGUAUAUCCAACGCCACCGGAGUGGAACAGAUUGGGAUCAGGUUACGGUGGGUACCACUACCAGGUGGCUGUGGGAGGGCAGUCAGGGACGGCCUUUACUGACACGUGGGGAGAGUAUUUACGAGACAAUGGAGAAAACGCAAGGAUGUUGAGGAAUGGUAGGUGAGGAGGUAAUUACGCCUGAGCGCUGAGGGACUUGGUUAUUGUUAUUCCUUCGUAGUUCGUAGCUUUGCUUUGGUUUUAUUUUUGUUAUUAUUAUGAUUAUAUACUUUUUUCUUUGUUUCUGAUAGAUACAGAUUUUUUAUAUGUAUGUUAAAUUGUUAAUGUAGCGAUGUUGGGGUUGGAGUUUGGUAUAGUUCGUCACAAUUCAUGUCUUUCA